Molecule: messenger RNA, 3246 nt
Organism: Daphnia pulex (common water flea)
Lineage: Eukaryota; Metazoa; Arthropoda; Branchiopoda; Diplostraca; Daphniidae
Product: 25S rRNA (cytosine-C(5))-methyltransferase nop2-like
Exons: 8
Coding region: 140-3202 (1020 amino acids)
Biological process (GO): rRNA base methylation; maturation of LSU-rRNA; riboflavin transport
Cellular component (GO): plasma membrane; nucleolus
Molecular function (GO): RNA binding; rRNA (cytosine-C5-)-methyltransferase activity; riboflavin transmembrane transporter activity
Source: RefSeq, a predicted model, not a curated record
GGCAUACGAUAAUUUCCCAACUUGGCAACUUCCAACUUCCAUUGUAACACAACACGUGUUGACCGUGCCGUCUGAAGUGAUUUGUUUAAUCUUUUGAGUGUAGUUUUUGUUGUAUACUUGACAUCCUAAUUUAAUUAAAAUGGGACGCAAAGGUAAUUUUGUCGAGAAAACUCCCAGUGGUCCGGGUAGGAAAGCCAAAAAACAGAAACCCCCAACGCUACCAGACCAUCUAAAAGAAGUGAAAGAACCGAAAGAAACUUUGGGCAGAAGAUCACAGAAGCGUGCGGCAAAACGCAGUGCUGUCAAAGCUGGAACAGCUACUCGUAAAAAGCAGCCAGUCAAGAAAAAUAAACUUACGUCAAAUGAGUCUCUUGACAGUGAAGACUUGUCGGAUGAAGAGGGAGAAAAAAAGAACCUUUUUGAUGAUGGAGAUUCAAAUAGCAUGGGAGAAGGUAGUGAUGACGAGCCUCUGGCUGACAACUUCAAGGGAAGCUCUGAAGGCAGUUCUGAUGAUGACGAUGAGGAAGAAUUACCUAUUGAGAAAAAGUCAAAACAACUCAAAAUGAAGAAAGAAAAAGUAGACGAGGAAGCUGAAGCAGAACUACAAAUGAACAUUCAGCAGUCAGAAAAGUACACACUUCCAAGUGGAGAAGAAAUUGAAAAAGAAGUGCUGCUUCCUCCAGAUUUGACAGUGCUGAAAUCAAGAAUUAAAGAAGUUAUAGGGGUCUUGAGCGACUUCACCAUCAAACGCGAAGAGGGUCGUGACAGAGUUGAAUACCUUGAACAACUACGUAAAGAUCUCUGCACCUACUACAGCUACAAUGAUUUUCUUAUGGAGGCAUUUAUGGAAACUUUUCCGCUUGGCGAAUUGAUCGAAUUCCUCGAAGCAAACGAAACUCCUAGGCCCAUGACAAUUCGUACAAAUACCUUAAAGACGAGAAGGCGAGACUUGGCUCAGGCACUCAUCAACAGAGGAGUGAAUCUUGAUCCUAUUGGAAAGUGGUCGAAAGUUGGUCUUGUAAUCUAUAACUCGCAAGUACCUGUCGGUGCAACCCCCGAGUAUUUGGCUGGUCACUACAUUUUACAGGGAGCUUCUAGUUUUUUGCCUGUCAUGGCACUGGCACCUCAAGAAGGCGACAAGGUUCUCGAUAUGAGUGCAGCUCCUGGUGGUAAAACAUCUCACAUUGCUGCGCUGAUGAAGAAUACUGGUAUGCUAUUCGCUAACGAUGCGAAUCCUGAUCGAGCAAAGGCUGUUGUUGGUAAUUUACAUCGUCUUGGAGUAACCAACGCUGUUGUGAUGACCUACGACGGAAAAAUUUUACCCAAGAUGAGCAGGGGAUAUAAUCGCGUCUUACUGGAUGCGCCAUGCAGUGGUUCAGGUGUUAUUUCCAAAGAUCCUUCGGCAAAAACAUCCAAAGACAGCAAAGACAUUGCCCGUUGUUCUCAUCUUCAAAAGGAGCUUAUCCUGGCAGCCAUCGACUGUGCCGAUGAAGGUGGUUACAUCGUCUACUCAACGUGUUCUGUACUUGUUCAAGAAAACGAAUGGGUAGUAGAUUACGCUUUGAAGAAACGUCACGUCAAGGUUGUCGAGACUGGUCUCGAUUUCGGUCGAGAUGGCUUCCCUCGAUUCCAGAAAUUAGUAUUCCACCCAUCUGUAAAGUUAUGCAAGAGAUUCUAUCCCCACACACACAAUAUGGAUGGUUUCUUUGUAGCCAAGUUGAAGAAGAUAUCUAACAAUAUACCAUCUGCUGCCCCAGAAGUUGAAGAAGAAGUGGCCGAAGAAAAGAACAGCGACGAUUCUGACGAGGAGACUGUUAAGAGCAAGAGGAUGAAGAGGAAGAAGGGCAAGGCAAACGGUUCUUUAAAUAAAAAGACAGGUCCGAAAAUUGCUAAAAAUGGAAUUGAUGCAAAAGAUGACAAGGUCAAUGGAGUCGCCAAGAAGGGCAGCGCUAUCGUGAAGAAGAAAAUGGGAAAACAACAGAAAAAGAAAAUCGGCCUGGAUUUGGGGCCCAUUUUCUAUUCCGUUAUGCAUCUUCUCGUACCUCAUAUUGUUCACGAAAAACCCAGCAUUUAUGUCCUCAUGGUCAUCGGAGUCCUUUCCUCUCUUCUGAUGGGCUUCUUCUGGGAUGCUACCAGCUACAUCAACGGAGAAGAACACAGCACAGGACUCCUUACAUUACUCUUCUUCCUAUCCCUGGUCGACUGCUCCAGUUCAGUUCUCUUCAUGCCUUUUAUGGCCCGUUUUCGUCAAGCGUACCUGACGUCUUACCUGAUCGGCGAAGGUCUCAGCGGUUUUCUACCAAGCAUCUUCGCACUGAUUCAAGGUGUCGGUGGCAAUCCAUCCUGCCGCAAUAUCUCGAACAUUGUGAAUGGAUCCGAAUCGUGGCAGAUAGAAGCUUUCUAUCCUGAACCCAAUUUCUCAGUUUCAGUUUUCUUUUUCAUCCUGAUGGGUUUGAUGGUUUGUUGCGCCGCUUCUUUCAUCGGGCUUAAUCAUUGUGGAGUAGCUCGUCAAGAGCGUUACGAGUCGGUAGCUACCCGGAUACCUGUAGCUAUAGAUAAUCAGACUUUUGUUGCGUCAACAGAAGUAGUUGAUCCAACGUUCAACGGCAAAUCUGCAAAGAUAAAUUACCAAGUUGAAUUGGACUCGGUAAGCGAAGAGCAACAGCAGGUCAACACAGACAUCCCCAAAUCUGUCUUUAUCUAUUUAUUGCUGUUGCAAGCUUGGGUAUGUGCUCUGAGUAAUGGAGCUCUCCCAAGCAUACAAAGUUACUCAUGUUUACCCUAUGGGAAUACGGCAUAUCAUUUUGCAGUUACUUUGUCGGCUAUGGCGAAUCCUUUGUCAUGUCUUAUCGCCUACUUUCUACCGAUCACAAAUGUAUGUCUGAUAGUCGUCUUCUCCUUCUUGGGAACAUCUGUUUCUGCUUACAUAAUAGCACUAGCCGCACUAAGUCCGACACCUCCUCUGGUCGGAUAUCCUUCAGGAGAAACGCUUAUGAUUCUUUCGUGGAUCCUGUGCGUCGGCCUCCUGACGUACGUCAAAGUCAGCAUUGCGUCUCUUUUCCGUAUGGAAGAAGGAAAGGGAAAUCGCAACCUGUUUUGGUUUGGAGUAUUCACACAGGUGGGAUCAGCUAUUGGCUCCAUUAUUGCUUUCCUUCUCGUUAACGUCUAUCAGUAUUUCGAAGCAUAUUAUCCAUGCACAUAACAACAUGUACAUACAAUAGCACAUAAAAGUCGAGAUAACGUUAA